Messenger RNA from Tribolium madens (black flour beetle), 3001 nucleotides. It is a transcript of the gene G9a, whose product is annotated as histone-lysine N-methyltransferase EHMT2. NCBI's taxonomy places the organism in Eukaryota, Metazoa, Arthropoda, Insecta, Coleoptera, Tenebrionidae. The transcript has 10 exons. Bases 80 to 2878 code for a protein of 932 amino acids. The record is from RefSeq and is a predicted model, not a curated record. Gene Ontology annotation, molecular function: histone methyltransferase activity; zinc ion binding; protein-lysine N-methyltransferase activity. Gene Ontology annotation, cellular component: nucleus.
UGUCAAACAAUUUUGUUGACAUUUCUCACAAUUUUCGUUGAAAAAACCAUGUAAUGCGCCCCAAUUGAGUGCCCCCAUAAUGAACAGUGGUGAAAGUGACUCCGAAUCGAGCAAUUCGUGCAGUGACAAAACCAUCAUUGAUAAAAUCCUUGGCGAGAUGAAAAGUGAAUUUAAUAGCCCCCAUGACGCCCCCAUAAAGACCGAAACGGACGAAGAGGAGAAACCUCGUAUCAUUCUCUCGUUCAAGAAGCCAAAUUCGUGUGAUUCACCUCUCGGGGGGCGACGCUCCCUUCGUCGCAAGAACUCCGAUUCUGAGAAGCCCGAAUUGAAGAGAUCAGCCCGAAGACGCAGUAAAGACUGCUCUGAGUCGGUAUUACAGAGUGCAAUAGCGCGAAAGGAGAAAUCCUAUAACGAGUCAAAUAAGCCCCAAAGACUCACGAGACAAUUGAAGCCGACACAGAAAAUUCUUGAGAAUUUAGCGUUGGCGAAAAUGGAGAAAAAUCGAUUUUUUGAGUGUGAGGAAAGCGAAAGACUUGUGAAAAAACACAAACAUAAGCAUAAUAAGUGUCGGAGGGUGAAGAGGGCGAAAUUGGGGCAAGGGGAUAGUGAGAAAGAGACGGAUUCGGAUGAAGGGGGCUGUCGGAGGAACAAGAGUGAAAUUGUGGAUGAAGAUGAGGAGUAUGAGGGAGCCAAAGAGACGUGUUUGUGUCGGAAGACGACUAGAUUCUUUCUCGCGACGAAUGAGGAAACGGCCUACUGCGCUGCUGUGGACAGCAUCGAUGAUAAACUAAUCGGUUGUGGACGCACUGUAGUAACCAAAGACUUGAUGUUAUUGCGACCUUCAACCCGAGUUCCAUACACGAUUUUUUGCGAUUUGCAUAAAAAUCGUCUUUUGCGUCACAAUUGUUGUCCAACAUGUGGUAUUUUUUGUACACAGGGACGUUUCGUCGAAUGUGAGAAUAAACAUCAGUAUCACAAAGACUGUCAUUUGUCAAUAGGCGACAUUGAUUGUUGUCCACAUUGUGGCAUUUCUGGUAUUUCUUAUCAAGUUGAUAUUGUGAUGCAAUUGGGGAAAAAACCGGUUUUUUUACCGGUACAAAAGGCCCAAUAUAUUACGGCAAGAAUGACAUUUUCGACUCUUAAAACAGAAGAAAUGAAAUGUUUAACGCCACCUUUGAUUCCAAUAGGAUCAUUUGAAUUAGAAAAUUCAUUCGAAUAUGGCGACGAAGUGUACGAAAUGAACGAAUUAAUUGUUGCAGUCAAAAAUAACGCUUUGGAAAAAAUCGCCACGAUUUUAGGUUCGAAAACACUCGAUGUCAAUACCAAAAUCCCAGAAUGCCAUGACGGUACAAUACUGCAUCUAGCGGCUGAAAAAGGCAACGUUUCGAUCGUUCAUAUGCUUGUCGUAGCCGGGACACAAACCGAUAUCUACGAUAAGGAUCAAAACACACCUUUAAUGGCGGCCGUAAUGGCCGCCAAUAACGAAACAGUUCGUUAUUUAAUUAAAACAGGCGCUGAUAUUCAUCUUAAGGGCACUGAUGGUAUGACUGCGCUCCAUCUAGCGGCAAAAUGUGGUAAUUUACAAGCAUGUCAAUUACUCGUUGAAAAUUCCCCACGUAAAUCAGUCAAUUGUCAAGAUGAUGGUGGUUGGACACCCCUAGUAUGGGCAUGUGAGCAUGGUUAUGGCAACGUUGCCGAUUUUCUCAUAGUGAAGGGGGCGGAUCCAUCUAUACGUGAUGUUGAACAUAAUGUUGCACUUCAUUGGGCGGCAUUUAGUGGCAGUUGUCACAUUGCCGGUCUCUUAUUGGAUAAAGGGUGUGACGUGAAUGCAAUCAACGCCCAUGGUGACACGCCCCUACAUAUAGGGGCACGUCAGGAUAUGUACGAUUGUAACAUUGUUUUAUUAGCAAGGGGGGCUGAUGUCACACUUUUGAAUAAAAAUAACGAGUCACCAUUGGAUUGUGUACCAGCUGGAGGGGAUUCCUAUAGUGUGAUUGCGUUAAAUGUGACACUAGGGGGCGGUUACAACAGUCAAAACGUCGUUUUGUGCAAUGAUAUUACUAAGGGACGUGAAAGUAAUCCAAUUCAAUGUUACAACAGUGUUGACAAUGAUACCUACCCAAAUGAUUUCAAAUAUGUGACAAAAAAUUGUAUAACGUCAGAUGAUGUUAAAAUUGACACAAAAAUCACUGAUUUACAGUGUUGCCAAUGUGAGGAACGUUGUGUUGAUGAUGAGUGUCAAUGUGGUAAAUUAUCGCUACGAUGUUGGUACGAUGAGGAAGGUAAAUUAAUCCCUGACUUUAAUUAUGUUGAUAUACCAAUGAUUUUUGAAUGCAACGAUAGAUGUCAGUGUAAUGCAAUUACGUGCAAUAAUCGUGUUGUCCAAAAAGGUCCAAAUCAACGAUUUGAAUUAUUUAAAACUUUGGAUAGAGGUUGGGGAAUUCGUAGUUUGCGUCCGAUUCCUAGAGGGAGCUUUGUAUGCGAAUAUAUCGGUGAGAUUAUCACCGAUUCUGAAGCUGAUAAGCGUGAAGAUGAUAGUUUUUUGUUCGAUUUGGAGAAUCGUGUAUGCAAAAAUCAAGAUGUAGAUUCCUACUGUAUCGACGCAAAAUUCUACGGGAAUUUUGCACGUUUUAUUAAUCAUUCCUGUAGUCCUAAUUUAACAUCAAUUAAAGUUUUUAUCGAUCAUCAAGAUUUGAGGUUUCCAAGGAUUGCGUUUUUCGCAAAUCGGGAUAUUUCAGGAGAGGAGGAAUUGAGUUUUGAUUAUGGAGAAAAAUUCUGGAUGGCGAAAUAUAAAUUAUUUUCGUGUCUUUGUGGCAGUUUAGAGUGUAAAUAUUCAGAGGAUACGAUUGGAAUGACAAUGAGGGAUCAUCAAGGUUAGGGUUUUUGAGGUUAGAAUUGUUAUUUCUUGCCAAUUCCAAUUUUUUUAAACGACUGAUUUCGUUAUUUAUUGUUUUUGUAAGUUUAUUUAUUUGGAAGGUUUAAAAUAAAACAAUUAAGUGUU